Molecule: messenger RNA, 3696 nt
Organism: Theobroma cacao (cacao)
Lineage: Eukaryota; Viridiplantae; Streptophyta; Magnoliopsida; Malvales; Malvaceae
Product: Transducin/WD40 repeat-like superfamily protein
Molecular function (GO): protein binding
Source: RefSeq, a predicted model, not a curated record
UCGACAUGAAAUCUAUUUUAUCAUGUUUUUUCCUUUGUUGAAGUCCAAAACCCAGAAUCCAAAGUGAGGACCCUUUUCGUUUGAUGAUUAUCUUUUUUUGGAUUAUUUUCCAACAACCCCCCCAAAAACCCGGAAUUUUGCUCUGAAAAAAAGACACAACAAAAAAUUAACAGACAGAAACAACCAAAAACCCCAAAAACCAGAACAGAUGAACAGAGCUAACAAGCUACACUCACAUUGCCAGUUUUAUCAAACUUCACAAAAACAUAACAUAAGCUGCAAAAACACCAAGCCCAAGAGAGACACAGAGAAAGAGAUGGAGGGAGAGAGUCUGAGUGUGUUGUUGUUGUGCUGACAAGGAAACAAGCCUAUAUGUUUAAUCAGUUGAGGUUUCUUUGCUAGCUCAGAAGAGACUAGUCUAUAUUUGGUGGAGAUAAUCCACACCAUCAUUACCAACAAAUAGCCAAGAGAAAGGGAGAGACAAAAGAAAGGGUUAGUUGCAGAUAGCACAACUCUAGCUUCUUGUUGCCCGGGCUGCGCCGCUUCUUAUUGUCGCUCGUGCGUUUCCAAUCCCAAAUCUCGAAGCUAAUAACACUCUCUCUAAAAGCUAUUUGGUUUGCAUUGAUUUUGUGCUUCUUUUUUAUUCUUCUGGUCCUUUGGCUUGGUACCUUUCCUUCCACCGCCAGUUUCUCUCUUUAUGUUUACACUUGCCACCCUUUGGUUGCUGUAAAAUUGAUACAGAGCCCUUGAAGAGUUUCUGGGGUUUGCCAGGUUCCAUUUUUUAAUGUAUUUGAAGGUGUGAAAAUUGACUCCUGAGGUGUUGAGCAACCCAUGAUCACAGGGGGGUCGGUGAUAGUUUUUGAAUUGUGUUGUUUGCUUUGCAUGGAACCCAAGGUACAAGUCUUGAAACCUUUCAAGUAUUGGUCUUUGGCUUUAACUAGUUGAUUAUUGCCAGCAUUUCCGGGUUCCGAGUAUCAAUUUUUUUUUAUGUUAAUUUUGUAUUGGGAUCCAUAAAUGUUAAAGUUUUAUAACAUGCAAAGAAGGGUUGCUAUUGGUGGUCUGCUGGAUUAGAAGUUGGAUCCUCGAAUGUGUCCAUGUUUUGGAACUAUAUAUUUUGUUGAAUUACUUGGUUCCAAUCCCUUUAUUUACAUAAUCAAGAGAGUAAAACUCGGUCCGUGAAUUGGGGCUUUGAAAGCUAUUAAAGGCUUUCUAAGAAGUUUCUUGGGUUGCAUAGAGGAAGUAUUAGGAGAGUUAGUUUUGAUGUGGAAUACUGGUCUUAAGUACAAGACAUGCUGAGCUCUGAUGAGGUAGAAAAUGAUGUGUUCUUUGAUUCACUGGAUUGCUUGUCGGUUGAAGAGCCAGUUGUAGCAAAAGAAUUGGAGGGUGGGAAUUCAGAUUAUGAAAUUUGGAUAAAUGAGCCACGAAGUGUGAAGGAAAGACGUGAAUGUUUUCUGCUUGGAAUGGAUCUGGUUGAGUUUGCGAAGUCAUCAAAGAUCAAGGACUUGGAGAGAAUCACAGACUGCAAUGGUGCUGUCCCAAGUUCUUCAUUUUCUUCUAUUAACAAUGGAGAAGGGAGUUUGGCUUGUUGUGAUAGGGAAAUGACUUGUCAAACCAAUUUGGUGGUUGAUGAAUCGGAACAAGAACAGAACACAGCUCUUGAGAGUGAGAAUAAGAUGUUUUUUUCUACUAAAGGAUGUGAACAAAAGGAAGCCCAAGCACAUUGGGAUGCAUGUGAAAAUGCUAAAGUUGAUAGGAAGAAAUUCAAGAAAUGGUGGAAACACUUCAUGACCAUGAGGAAAGGAGAAGUAAGUAGACGUGCAUCUAAGGUAUCAAAAUCAAGUCUCAAAGAACAUAAAACAAACAGAAUGACUGUUCUGCCCAAUAAGAAAGGAUACAUGGAGUUUACAGCACUUUACAUGCGACAAGAAAUUCAAGCUCACAAGGGCUUCAUCUGGACAAUGAAGUUUAGCCCAGAUGGUCAGUAUUUGGCAAGCGGUGGUGAAGAUGGGGUAGUACGUAUAUGGCAUGUCACAUCAACGGAUGCCCCUCGUAAACCUUUCAUGGCUGAGGGCAAUUUGGAUAGAAAGAUAGACAAAGGAAAGUCAGGAUUUGGAAGAAAAAAGUCAAUCCACUCACUGGUUAUUAUUCCGAAUAAGAUUUUUCAGAUUGAGGAGUCACCAAUGCAAGAGUUUCAUGGCCAUACAAGUGAUGUUUUAGAUCUUGCAUGGUCCACUACAAAUUUGCUUGUUUCUUCUUCCAUAGAUAAAACUGUUCGACUGUGGCAAGUUGGCUGCGAUCAAUGUCUUAAUGUUUUCCAUCAUAAUAACUAUGUAACAUGCAUACAGUUCAAUCCCAUUGAUGACAAUUACUUCAUCAGUGGUUCUAUAGAUGGAAAGGUUAGGAUCUGGGGAGUGUCUGAGAAGCGAGUUGUUGACUGGGUGGAUGUGCGGGACAUUAUAACUGCUAUAUGUUACCGGCCAGAUGGGAAGGAAUUUGUCGUUGGUUCCAUCACAGGCACUUGCCACUUUUUUGAAGCAUCAGGUAGCCAUGUUAAUUUGGAGGCAGAGAUGCAUAUUCAUGGCAGAAAAAAGACCUCUGGCAACAAAAUCACAAGUAUUCAGUUCUCCCAGGAUGAACCACACAAAGUUAUGAUAACUUCUGAAGAUUCCAAGGUCCGAAUAUUCGAUGGGGUAGAUAUGGUUUGUAAAUUUAAAGGACUGCCAAAAUCAGGAAGUCAGAUGUCGGCAUCAUUUACUUCAACAGGGAAACAUAUAAUCUCAGUUGGAGAAGACUGUCAUGUUUAUGUCUGGAACUACAAUGGCUUUUGCCUCCAAACAUCGAAACAUACAAAAUCUGUUCGUUCUUGCGAGCACUUCUUCUGCGAAGAUGUGUCUGUUGCAUUACCUUGGUUAGGCCAGGUUGCAGAUCAGAGGCACUUACAUAUUAAUGAUUGCCGGGCUCGGUCACCCAGAGAGGGUCAAAUAGAGGGUGCUUCCGGGAUCAGAGAUUCAGAACGAUUCUCUCUUGGUAACUGGUUCUCCAUUGAUGGGUCCUGCAAGGUUUCUGCCACGUGGCCUGAAGAAAAGCUUCCUUUGUGUGAUGCAGAAGUUUUGGAAGAUGAGUAUUGUACGUAUGACCAGCAGCAGCUCUGUCACAGUAGUGCCAACAAUUGCACAACCCUAUCAGAUACAUGGGGGCUCGUGAUUGUUGCAGGUGGGUGGAAUGGAACAAUCAGGACAUUCCACAACUAUGGAUUUCCUGUUAGGCUGUAGGAGUUUGCUUCAGGAUUUUUCAUAGUCUAUUUCUAUGAGUUCUUGAUGCCAUCCACUUUCUAGCGAACUUGCAUCUAUCUGGGGUUAUGCAGUGUGCAAGCUCAGUCAGUCAGCAGCAGUCAUCAAAGAAACAAUUGUUUCUUUUCCAGAUGUAAAUGUUCCCAAGUCAGGUUGCUGAUACUCAACCCUUUACCCCGCCUGAAUUUCAGUAGAGGUCGUUUCUUUUGACAUGGUUUGUCAUUCCAUCAUUGUUCGACAUUUGGACCAUGUCAUCGGGGCUUAUGUUAGAGCACUUCUCAUUUAGGCGGCUCACAAUUUUUCAUAGUCCUACGGUUUUCUGUGAAUAAUACCUAAAGUACAUAGCGAUACAAAGAAGAAAUGGAAUUACUAACGUUACAUGCUGCUCUCUUUCAUGUUUUCUUGA